CAGAAGGUUUGUUGGUUGCUAGCAAUAGCAUGCGCAAUUCAUAAAUCGCAGGUUACGCGUCUGUUGAAGGUUUCAACCAUUUCGGAUGAAAUCAUCUUCUUAUUUCUCUCAAAUAAGGGCUGAGAAGAGAGAUUCAGGAAGAGAAGUCCAGAAUAGAUGGAAAAGAAAAAUCCCCGCAGAAAUUUAUGAAGAAACAAUAGAGCAGAGCAGUCGUAAUGGAAAAAAGACAGACACAACAAUGUGAAUUCGCCUCGCGUAUCUCCUGCAAAUCGUUUAUUAGAUUACCAUCUCUCGUACCCAAUUCCUCUAUGUUCAUUCGCUCUCUCCUUGAAAAGCUACAGCUCUCUGCAUCUCCUGCUUUUUCUUCUCUUUCACUCCAUCAACAAUAAUCAGGGUGCAGGAACAAGAUCUUUGGAUUCCGAUAGACGGCGAAAAUGAUGACUAUAGAGAGAACGUUAGAUGGGUCUGUAUUAGAAGACAUCAUUUGGAGACUUCUCGAAGGCAGAAAAGGGAAACAGGUUCAGUUAUCAGAGGGUGAGAUCCGGCAGCUCUGUGUCAACGCCAGAAACCUCUUCCUCUCUCAGCCUAAUCUCCUUCAGAUCCAUGCUCCCAUCAAGAUCUGUGGUGAUAUACAUGGGCAAUACCAAGACCUUUUGAGGCUCUUUGAUUGUGGUGGAUUUCCUCCUUCUUCAACCUACCUUUUUCUUGGGGAUUAUGUUGAUAGAGGAAAGAAAAGCUUGGAGACAAUAUGUUUACUUUUGGCCUAUAAAAUAAGGUAUCCUGACAAAAUCUUUCUUUUGAGGGGAAACCAUGAAGAUGCGAAAAUCAAUAGGAUUUAUGGGUUCUAUGAUGAGUGUAAACGGAGGUUUAAUGUUCGGCUUUGGAAGACAUUUACCGAUUGCUUUAAUUGUUUGCCUGUGGCUGCACUCAUUGAUGAAAAGAUUCUCUGCAUGCAUGGAGGUCUUUCUCCAGAAUUAAGUAAUGUCAAUCAAAUAAAUGACCUCCCAAGACCUAUAGAGAUCCCGGAUAAUGGUCUCCUUUGUGAUUUGCUUUGGUCGGAUCCUGAUGCCAAAAUCGAGGGUUGGGGGGAAAGUGAUAGAGGCGUCUCAUAUACCUUUGGACCGGAUAGGGUUGAUGAAUUUUUAGAGAAGAAUGAUCUUGACCUCAUAUGCCGAGCCCAUCAGGUAGUAGAGGAUGGGUAUGAAUUUUUUGCUAAGCAGAGAUUAGUCACCAUAUUCUCAGCUCCAAAUUAUGGCGGGGAAUUUGAUAAUGCAGGUGCUUUAUUGAGUGUUGAUGAAGAACUGACAUGUUCUUUUGAGAUAUUGAAACCACUUGAUAAUAAACCAGAACCAGGUGGUUCUAAUACAUCAGGGUUGAAUAUUCAUAAGGUACCCAAAGGUGGUAAGGUUUGAGAUAUGAUAUAUCCCACACCUUUUGGGAUCCCCUUCAAUUCACAUUGGAUAGGGAGGUAGGAGUUUGAUAUUGAGGGCUUCGUUUUCAGAAGCUUAAUUAUUCUUAGUAGAUUUUUUGGUCUGAACACCUUGUUACCCAUCCUGCGGCAAUCAGAAUCUAUAACGAGAUUGAAGCUUGCAAGUAGUCCAAGUGCACUGGGAGGUUCAUACAGUCUGUAAAUUAACCAUGGAGAGAGCCCUAUGUACAGGAACUGAGAGUUUUAAUAGUUCUACCAUUAAAAGAGAGUAAUGGUAGAACAAAUCAUAUUAACUCUUGGCCCUUUCAUCAGCCUAGAUCUGGCUAUUAUCGUCCAACUUGCUGCUGCGAGUUCAGAUAUGAUGUCAGUUUCUGCUUGGUCAUUUAGUUUCAGAAGCAUGCAUGGUAACCUGAUGUUCUCUUUUCCCAUCUUGAUUUGGGUUCUUUUGUUUGUAGUCUGGGUGUCGAGGUUUCUGUGAACCCGUCUGUAAUUGGAGUUGUAAUUGUAGUUGAUUGUAUGUCAUGUCAUUCCAGAAUCUCUUGUUAAUAAAC
This is a messenger RNA of Nelumbo nucifera (sacred lotus), 1980 nucleotides long. RefSeq names its product serine/threonine-protein phosphatase PP1-like. Lineage: Eukaryota; Viridiplantae; Streptophyta; Magnoliopsida; Proteales; Nelumbonaceae. Gene Ontology annotation, molecular function: protein serine/threonine phosphatase activity. Gene Ontology annotation, cellular component: cytoplasm; nucleus. The record is from RefSeq and is a predicted model, not a curated record.